Messenger RNA from Branchiostoma belcheri (Belcher's lancelet), 317 nucleotides. RefSeq names its product sialidase-1-like. Gene Ontology annotation, molecular function: exo-alpha-sialidase activity. Gene Ontology annotation, biological process: oligosaccharide catabolic process; ganglioside catabolic process. The transcript is spliced from 2 exons. The record is from RefSeq and is a predicted model, not a curated record. Bases 15 to 317 code for a protein of 100 amino acids. NCBI's taxonomy places the organism in Eukaryota, Metazoa, Chordata, Leptocardii, Amphioxiformes, Branchiostomatidae. Gene Ontology annotation, cellular component: lysosome; membrane; cytoplasm.
UCCAAAGUGUCAACAUGGCAGGGAAUAACGUUUGUUGCAGAUUUGGUCUUCUGUUUUCCUUAUUUUGUUUCGUACGCGUCUCACAUGCUCAGCCUGCAGUGGUUGCCCCGAUAGUUGUAGAAGAACAGCUGCUGUGGUUGGCUGGUACAGCCGGGGUGAGGUACUACCGUAUCCCGCUGCUGUCCUACACUCCGCACGGCAGCCUUGUCGCGGUGUGCGAGGCGAGGAAGAAGGGCCUCGCAGACGCCGGGCCCAAGUUCCUCGCUAUAAGGAGAUCCGAGGAUAAAGGUGCAUCCUUACCUUCAGUUUUGUACUGA